Lasiosphaeria miniovina is the source of this 570-nucleotide messenger RNA. RefSeq lists its product as uncharacterized. The annotation marks the transcript as partial. The record is from RefSeq and is a predicted model, not a curated record. The transcript is spliced from 3 exons. NCBI's taxonomy places the organism in Eukaryota, Fungi, Ascomycota, Sordariomycetes, Sordariales, Lasiosphaeriaceae.
CCGGCCCGGCCGCCCCCCGUAUUCAAUCCGACGGUCGAGAACUGGCUGGAAGGGCUCCCGCACAGCAGCAUCCGUCUCUCUUCCGUUGAUCUCGGCCAGUGGAACCGAGAUGGCCGCCGUGUCCGCGCCGGGGGUAGACUCCUCACCGGCGGCAUCAUCCUGCGCGUCUCGUCCCUCACAUUCGCCGCCAUCGUCGCCUUCAUCGCCUUGUCCAUCCUAGCAGACCAGAAUGGCGUCUUUGCCCCUAACCGGCUGGUUCCGGCGCUGGUGGUGUGCCCCCUAGUUGUCAUGUGGAAUACGGCCGAGCUCAUCACGCUUGGCUGCCUCCGCCGCGGCGAGGGCAUCUCGCCCAUAAUCCACGUAUGGGUGGAUGGCGCUCUGUUCUUAGGGGCAGCCAUCACCACUGGCUUCAUGCUCGUCGAUGUGGUCCUUGGCAUCGGAAGUCGCGACACCUUCCCAGGAGCCGGCGCACGCGAAAUAGUCGGCGCCUGCUUUCUGAUUGCUGUCAUGAUCAUCCACUCAUUUUACUUCUUCUUCUUUAUUUGCAACAAAAUAGACAGGCGAGAGCGG